Pestalotiopsis fici W106-1 is the source of this 789-nucleotide messenger RNA. RefSeq lists its product as uncharacterized. Bases 1 to 789 code for a protein of 262 amino acids. Lineage: Eukaryota; Fungi; Ascomycota; Sordariomycetes; Amphisphaeriales; Sporocadaceae. The transcript has 2 exons. The record is from RefSeq and is a predicted model, not a curated record.
AUGAGCCGGCCUGUAGUACUCAUCGUCCCUGGCGCCGCGGCCCUUGCAGAGCUUUACAAAACUUUCAUCAAGGCUGUAUCGGAAAAGGGUUACGAGAUUGAAGCCUUGACCUUGCCCAGUGUCCGCAAUGCCGCAGAGGCGAAUGUGACCCCUCCGACCAUGUACGAGGAUGCCGCGGCUAUCCAGUCGCGCGUCGCCAAGCUGGCUGAUGCUGGAAAAGACGUGAUUCUUUUGCCACAUUCGUACGGAGGGACCCCGUCGACGCAGAGUGUAGAAGGGCUUAGCAAAAAGGAGAGAGAGGCUAAAGGGCUACCGGGUGGGAUCAUAGGUCUUGCUUACAUGACCUGCUUGAUACCUGAACUAGGCCAGCCGGCCAUGAGUGUUCAAGCGUCCAUGGCACCAGAGGACAAGGUUCCCAUGGAGAUUAAUGAACACGGCUGGAUUUAUUUUCCAAGCAUUCCGAGACUGGCCGAGCUCUCUUUUACGGACAUGCCCAAGGAGCAAGGCGAGUACUGGGCUGCCAAGCUGGCAAACCACUCUUCGGCUUCCUUUGCUAGCCCCUUGACUUACCAGGGGUUCAAGGACGUUCCCGUGUCGUAUCUGGUGUGCGAGCAUGAUCUUACUAUCCCCCCAGUACUGCAACAAGCGGGCAUCGAUAUGAUUGAGAGGAUCACGGGCGAAAAGGUUGAAGUGACACGCAUCGAUUCAGACCACUGUGCGCCUGCCAGCGAUAUGCAAAAGGUGGUUGAUUGGAUCGUCAAUGUAGUGAAUCGCUUCGAAACGGCAUGA